CGAGAGCCGGCUGACAUUGUACACAGGGCAAGUAGGAACUGCAAACCAAUGAAACGGGCUGCAUCCAGUGAUCUGGAGCCACUGGAUCUCUCAUGGCCACCAUCACUGUCAGCUGCAGUUUGUGCUGGCAAUGUUGACGCUGUCCGUAAACUGCUCGCAGAAGGACGGAGGGUAGAUUCUGUCGAUGACCAUGGCUGGACACCAUUGCAUGAGGCAGCUGCAGCAGGACAUGUUGCAUGUGCUGUACUGCUGCUGAGUCACGAUGGAGACAUUAAGGAUUUAAGAACUGAUGGAGGAGAAACACCACUUUUCUUGUCUGUUAAUGCAGGUUCUAGACUGGAUGUAAUGAAAAUUCUUUUAAACCACUCAGCAAAUGUGAAUCUUGGCAACAAUAGUAUGUGGACACCAUUACAUAGAGCUUGUGAGCUUAAUUCAGUAGCCUGUGCACAACUGCUUUUAGAAUCCGGUGCAGAUGUCAAUGCUGCAGAUGUCUUUCAUAACCGACCUGUUCAUGAAGCCAUCCACAAAAGGUCUGUGGAAAUGGUGGAUUUGUUACUGAGAUAUGAGGCAGACCUGCGAGUAAGGGGUUCAAAUGGUCACACCCCUCUCAUGCGUGCUGCUUGCAUUGGCUUUCAUGAGGUCAUCAAGAAAUUGGAUAAGCCUGAAUUAUGUAUUGUAAAUGAGAGGUAA
Molecule: messenger RNA, 690 nt
Organism: Schistocerca cancellata (South American locust)
Lineage: Eukaryota; Metazoa; Arthropoda; Insecta; Orthoptera; Acrididae
Product: ankyrin repeat and SOCS box protein 3-like
Exons: 5
Coding region: 49-690 (213 amino acids)
Cellular component (GO): cytoplasm; nucleus
Molecular function (GO): protein binding
Source: RefSeq, a predicted model, not a curated record